AUGAAUCCAAACAAGAAAGAUGGGAAGAAGGCCAUGAUCUCAGCGACUUUCGCUGCAACAGUUGAAACAAUGUCUGAUCCAAAAUCUGCAUAUCAAGGAUCGGGCGCCGAACAAGUUUGGUGGACAUUAUACCAGAAUUUCUUCUUCUGUGGCAUUAGAAAACUUCCAAUCGUUACAAGUAAUAACGUCUUGAAUCCAAACUUCAAGUUUGAUGAAGCAGUCCACAACAUCCAUGCUCAUCUUGAUAAAGUUUUAGCAUAA
Molecule: messenger RNA, 261 nt
Organism: Trichomonas vaginalis G3
Lineage: Eukaryota; Parabasalia; Trichomonadida; Trichomonadidae
Product: flavodoxin-like fold
Exons: 1
Coding region: 1-261 (86 amino acids)
Source: RefSeq, a predicted model, not a curated record